GGCAGCAGCGGCGGGGACGACGCGAUGCCGGCGGCGGCCGGGGGGCUGCUGUGGUGGAGCUGCUGCGUGCUGGCGGCUACGGCCGGGGCCCCGCGGGUCUCCGCGGCCGCGCAGGCAGUGUGUGCUGGGACUGAGAACAAGCUGAGCUCCCUCUCUGACCUGGAGCAGCAGUACCGGGCCCUGCGCAAGUACUAUGAGAACUGUGAGGUAGUUAUGGGCAACCUGGAGAUCACCAGCAUUGAGCACAACCGAGACCUCUCCUUCCUGCGGUCUAUCCGAGAAGUCACAGGCUACGUUUUGGUGGCUUUGAAUCAGUUUGAAUACCUUCCCUUGGAGAACCUGCGCAUCGUCCGUGGGACCAAACUCUACGAAGAGAGAUAUGCUUUGGCUAUAUUUCUUAACUACAGAAAGGAUGGGAACUUUGGACUCAGGGAACUUGGCUUGAAGAACUUAACAGAAAUACUGAAUGGAGGGGUGUAUGUUGGCCAGAACAAAUUUCUUUGCUUCGCAGACACCAUUCAUUGGCAGGAUAUCGUGCGUAACCCCUGGGCCUCCAACUUCACUUUGGUUCCAACGAAUGGCAGCUCAGGAUGUGGUCGAUGCCACAAGUCCUGCACAGGCCGAUGCUGGGGACCCACAGAGAAUCACUGCCAGACUUUGACGAAGACGGUGUGUGCGGAGCAGUGUGACGGACGGUGCUACGGGCCCUACGUCAGCGACUGCUGCCACCGCGAGUGCGCCGGAGGCUGUUCCGGGCCUAAGGACACCGAUUGUUUUGCCUGUAUGAAUUUCAAUGACAGUGGAGCAUGUGUCACGCAGUGCCCCCAGACUUUUGUCUACAACCCUACCACCUUCCAGCUGGAGCACAAUCACAAUGCCAAGUACACCUAUGGGGCUUUUUGCGUCAAAAAGUGCCCACACAACUUUGUGGUGGAUUCCAGCUCUUGUGUCCGUGCAUGUCCCAGUUCCAAGAUGGAGGUUGAAGAAAAUGGUAUUAAGAUGUGCAAGCCCUGCACUGACAUUUGUCCUAAAGCGUGUGAUGGCAUUGGGACAGGGAGUUUAGUGUCAGCUCAGACGGUGGAUUCCAGCAACAUUGACAAGUUCAUAAACUGUACCAAGAUCAAUGGCAACCUUAUCUUCCUUGUCACUGGGAUUCAUGGGGACCCGUAUCACACAAUUGCUGCAAUCAAUCCAGAGAAACUAAAUAUUUUCCAAACUGUGAGAGAGAUAACAGGGUAUUUGAACAUACAGUCAUGGCCUGAGAACAUGACAGAUUUCAGGGUGUUUUCUAAUUUGGUUACUAUUGGUGGAAGAGCUCUCUAUAGUGGCCUUUCCUUACUCAUCCUGAAGCAGCAAGGCAUUACCUCUCUGCAGUUUCAGUCCCUGAAGCAAAUCAGUGCUGGCAACAUCUACAUAACAGACAACAGCAACCUGUGCUACUACCACACUGUCAACUGGACCAGCCUCUUCAGCACACCCAGUCAGAAGACAGUGAUUCAUCGAAACAAAAAGGCAGAGAACUGCACUGCUGAUGGAAUGGUGUGUAAUGAGUUGUGCUCAAGUGAUGGCUGCUGGGGGCCAGGCCCAGACCAGUGUCUCUCCUGCAAGCGUUUCAUCAGGGGAAGGACCUGCAUAGACUCCUGUAACCUGUAUGAUGGGGAAUUUCGAGAGUUUGCAAAUGGUUCUGUCUGCGUGGAGUGUGAUCCCCAGUGUGAAAAGAUGGAAGAAAACAUGAUCACGUGCUAUGGGCCGGGACCUGACCACUGCACAAAGUGUUUCCAUUUUAAGGAUGGUCCAAAUUGUGUGGAAAAGUGUCCUGAUGGCUUACAGGGGGCUAACAGCUUCAUUUUCAAAUAUGCUGAUGAGGAUCGUGAGUGCCAUCCAUGUCAUCCGAACUGCACCCAAGGGUGUAGAGGUCCCGCUAGUCAUGACUGCAUUUACUAUCCAUGGACACGACAGUCCACUUUACCACAACAUGCUAGGACCCCUCUGAUUGCUGCUGGAGUUAUUGGUGGCCUCUUCAUCAUCGUCAUCGUGGGCCUGACGUUUGCUGUGUAUGUUCGGCGCAAAAGCAUUAAAAAGAAGAGAGCACUGAGAAGAUUCCUGGAGACUGAGCUUGUGGAACCCUUGACUCCAAGUGGCACAGCACCCAACCAAGCACAGCUUCGUAUCCUGAAGGAGACUGAGCUGAAGAGAGUCAAGGUUCUGGGCUCUGGAGCCUUUGGAACUGUAUACAAGGGCAUUUGGGUCCCUGAGGGUGAAACUGUAAAGAUCCCUGUGGCCAUUAAGAUCCUCAAUGAGACCACUGGGCCAAAAGCCAAUGUGGAGUUUAUGGAUGAAGCUCUGAUCAUGGCCAGCAUGGACCACCCCCACCUGGUGAGACUCCUGGGUGUCUGCUUAAGCCCAACCAUUCAACUAGUCACUCAGCUGAUGCCUCAUGGCUGCCUGUUGGAUUAUGUUCAUGAACAUAAGGAUAAUAUCGGCUCCCAGCUUCUGCUAAACUGGUGUGUUCAGAUAGCUAAGGGAAUGAUGUACCUGGAAGAGAGGAGACUUGUCCACCGGGACUUGGCAGCUCGUAAUGUCUUGGUGAAAUCACCAAACCACGUGAAGAUCACUGACUUUGGCUUGGCCAGACUUCUGGAAGGAGAUGAGAAGGAGUAUAAUGCUGAUGGUGGAAAGAUGCCGAUUAAGUGGAUGGCUCUGGAGUGCAUACACUACAGGAAAUUUACCCAUCAGAGUGAUGUUUGGAGCUACGGAGUGACUAUCUGGGAGCUUAUGACCUUUGGUGGGAAGCCCUACGAUGGAAUCCCAACUCGAGAGAUCCCUGACCUCCUGGAGAAGGGAGAACGGUUGCCCCAGCCUCCCAUCUGCACUAUUGAUGUUUAUAUGGUGAUGGUGAAAUGCUGGAUGAUUGAUGCGGACAGUCGGCCAAAAUUCAAGGAGCUGGCUGCUGAAUUCUCUAGAAUGGCUCGAGACCCUCAGAGAUACCUAGUAAUUCAGGGAGAUGAUCGUAUGAAGCUCCCGAGCCCAAAUGACAGCAAGUUCUUCCAAAACCUUCUCGAUGAGGAAGACCUGGAAGAUAUGAUGGAUGCUGAAGAGUAUCUUGUUCCUCAAGCCUUCAACAUCCCUCCACCCAUCUACACCUCCAGGACAAGAAUUGAUUCCAACAGGAACCAGUUUGUGUACAGAGACGGUGGCUACGCUGCAGAAGUGCCCAUGCCGUACAGAGCUCCUGGCUGCAUAAUACCAGAAGCCCCAGUCGCCCAAGGGGCCGCGGCAGAGAUCUUUGAAGAUAGCUGCUGUAACGGCACGCUACGAAAACAAGCGGCGACCCUGGCAAAAGAGGACAGCAGCACCCAGAGGUACAGCGCCGAUCCCACCGUCUUCAUCCCUGAGCGGGUCGUCCGAGGAGAGCUGGAUGAGGAUGGGUACAUGACGCCGAUGCGAGACAAACCCAAAACAGAUUACCUAAACCCGGUGGAAGAGAACCCAUUUGUUUCCCGGCGAAAGAACGGAGAUCUCCAAGCUGUGGACAACCCAGAGUAUCACAAAGCUCCGAACGGGCAGCCCAAAGCGGAGGACGAGUACGUGAACGAGCCGUUGUACCUCAACACUUUUGCAAACACCUUGGAAAACACCGAGUACCUGAAGAACAAUUUGCCAGAGAAAGCCAAGAAGGCCUUUGACAACCCAGACUACUGGAAUCACAGCCUGCCCCUGCGGAGCACCCUCCAGCACCCGGACUACCUGCAAGAUUACAGCACAAAAUACUUUUACAAACAGAACGGACGGAUCCGGCCCAUUGUGGCGGAGAAUCCCGAAUACCUCUCCGAGUUCUCCCUGAAGCCUGGCACUGUGCUGCCCCCGCCGCCCUACAGACACCGAAAUACCGUGGUGUAGCGACCGCGGGCCGACGGAAGCGGAACGGCGGCUCCUUCCGGCCGCCCCGCUCUUUCGCUCUCCUUUUCUCUCCCUUUCUCCCACGAGCUUUCUCUUCUUGCCGGUUCAUUCGUCUUUGACAUUUCCAAGUGAAAGAACGUCUCGGACUCAUUCGCGGGUUGGGUCGGGAACCCGGAAGGGAGGAAAGAGACCGAAAGAAGGCGCGUACAGCCUGGCGUUUUUUACCUUCCGCGGAUCCGGAGGGUCGGAGAAGCCAGUCGCUCGAGGACGGCGGCAGCGUUGCCCGCUCCGGAGCUAGUUCUCGCCGAUUCCACCCAGACCCCGUAGGGAAGCCUCAGAGAGGACGUGUCUUUCAGCAGGAGCCGAUGAGAGUCUAUACAGCGUUCCUGGAAAUCUCAACGCCGUUUCUAUCAGGGGGCAAAAAGGACAAUUUUUAUAUCGUGUGUGACGGCGUGGUCAUUCAGCUUGAGAAUCCAGUGUCUUUCUCUAACGCUUUCUACCCCGGCAACCAAACCCGGCUAACCCGGCUUUUCGUAAUCGUUCGGACGGAUCUUCUUCGCGGCUUUCCGAGGACCGACGACGUGACUCCGAUAUAGGGCGCGACCCUUUCUCGGAGCCACGCCGUGAUCUCGUGCCGAUUCCUAACCGCGGAGCCUCCGGCUCGGCACCGGUACGCGACACGACCGUUUCUUAGUAGACGUGCCGACGCCAAAACCGCUUUCGACACGCGAACCCUUUCACGGGAGAGAAACGAAACUCACGCCUCCGACGUGUUCCUUUUGAAGCUGAAAGACGGGCCCAGAAACCAAGAUGUGUACGCAAAAAGCUUUGCUUUCCUGUUUUAUACCUGCUGACUAUAGAUACAUACGAGACCCAAACCAGUUCGUCCCUCUUAGUCUUCUUUGUGGUCACGAAGGGAGCUGGGGGUGCUGUCAGGCAACACCGAGGAGGAGACGGAGAACCGGAGAGUUCGGUAAGAGGCAUGAAGUCUGCUGGCGUUCUUUGGUGCGGUGUUGGGGAAGGGUUCUUUAAACCGGAAGAUAGACACUGGACCGGAGAAAACGCACAUAGCCGUUGACUGGAAAGUUAAUUUGCACUUAAGCUCCAAUUUUAUUUGAACUGUUUUCUGGAUUUUGGAUGAAGCAAUAUGGAAGUGACCAGCAAAAUACAAAAUAAUAAUUUUAAAUUAAAAAAAAAAAAAAUAAAAGUAAUUAUAUUUAAAAGCUGACUGUGGAAAUGCCAAAACGAAGCGAAUGCAGUCUUUGGAAAAGCGUCUGCCGGUUCUGAGAGGCCGUUGCGUCGACCGCUUCAGAGAAUACAGCGAGAGAGCAACCGGCUCCCGCUGCUGCCACGUGAAGGACAGCAGAGCGAGCCCUGAAAGGGAUCAGAGGAGACAGAUGUCUCGCCCUGGCUUGCAGCAGGGCACGGAAUACUUUCGGGGAAAAAAAAAGGAGGAUGACUCCGGCACGGAAGAUGGCGCACGUGAGGUUGGACAAGUCAAAACGCGCGUGAGCCGCGGAGCUUUGCUUCGCAAAUGUAAACAGUUGUGACUCCGUCUCCUUGCGCUUAGUUCUGCUUUCAUCAACCUGCAUUUUUAGGUAGACGCCCCCACCCCGCUCCCCGGCCUGCUCCUCUUUGGAAAUAUCUUUCAGCCAGACUUCUGGACGUUUUUAGCGGCCUGAGGCAGACGGAGCCGGGAAGGGACGCGUAAGGCCCGGAGACGCCGACGGCUCCUUCCCGAUACGCCGAGACCCGUGCGUGCGAGAGCGGUCGUGUACCCGGUUCCCGCCAGCAACCUUAAGGAACUAUUAAGUACCUCGGAAGAUCUGCCCACGUCUCUAUCCGUCGAGGCUUUUAAAGGGGAAGAAACGGUACCCGGUGGACGCCAGCCUUAGGCGACACGACCGCGUUUCUGUUUACGCGCUUCGGUCCCGUUAAGAGUCGAGAUCUUUUGGGUGACCUAACCUGGCGACAAAGCCCGCGACAACGAGCGGUCCGGAAACGGCAGCGAGCUCCUCCGGGUUCCCGUCGCCUCAACAGCUUGACACCUUUAACCGUAGGGAAGCCGAGAAAGGAGUAAGAAAUGAGUAAUAGUUACCCACAUCUUGGUGGCUGAGGGGCAGCUCGACCGAGGAACAAAGGGAUUUCAAACCCGGGUUUGCCGUUAUGUGCGUAGAUGGGAAAGAAACGGAGUAUAAUCACUAGGUCAGGGGCGGUUCGGCCGACAGCCUGGGUCUGCGUCGGGUGUGUCCGGGCCGGCUCGAUCCAGCUGCAGGGGAGACGAUAAACCCGUAAACCGAGCACGUAGCCGAAGAGUCCGAAAAGAGCAAGAAGGGGUAUAGAUCUUUGAAGCCGUUGAGAGGAGAUGUCGGUUCCGGCGGUACCGAGGUGCGGUCCGUGGCUGGCGAGCAACGUGACCGGGAAACCGUUGAAGCGGGAUAGAUGGUUACAAAAGCAUCGUGCGCCUGGGAGGCCUUGUUAGGGGACAGAGACGGGAACCGGGCAGGGGCUCGGGGGCACAGAGGGGUGGCGUGAAGUCCUGGAGACACCACUCCCGGGAAGGUUUGCCGGCUGUGGCGCUCACAGGAUGUCAUCCGGAGCACGGGCAAAGAUCUGCCAGGUCGGGAUGCAAUUGCCGAGCCGCUCGGGAACGAGGCCCGGCACGGAAUUGCGGACGUCCGGUUUCGGCGCGGAAGCGGCCCGGGUUACGUAGGUAGGUGGAGAAAGGGGUGGAUUUGUCCCCGAACGAGUCUUGUAACAGAGUAGCUCCUAAAGGAGAAAAAGAGAAAAUAAGAUCCCGGUACAGCUUGCGUGUUUGAGUUCGAAGGGCUGCGCCCAGAGGCCGCCGGGGCGGAACACGCGCCCCUGGGCGCGAUGGCUCCGAGAUGCAGCUGCUAACGGAAGGUGAGGCCUGUUUGUUUCUCUGGUAAUUAAUAGUUACCGGUGCUAGAAACAAGGCCAUCGAAUAGGCAAAGUGUAAAUAAGGGUGGGGUUUUUUUAACAAUUUAACAUUUUAUUUCUUAGAAAACUUGAAUUAUUUAUUCGUUUUAACGGCCGACCGUGGGUGUGAUACCACGUAUCGAGUAGCGUGGAAACGCAGGGGUUCCCUGCAGCGAGGCAGCGUGAAGCGGCAGCGUAUAGAGGCCGGAAGCCGCCUGACACGGGGGGGGCUUGGACACAGCUAGGAUGAGCCGUGCCAGCCGCGUCUCGGAUAGAACAGAGCAAGUAAAGGGUUAACGAACGCGGUAAAUCAUCACGAUGGGAAACUGGACAGGCUGCAGCUUCACAAAUGGGCACUCCCCCCCCCCCCCCCCCCCCCCCCCCCUCCGCGUUUCCUCGGAAGAGUAGCGCCUCUCGGCUACUUGGGCGGAUUUUUGUCUCUUUGCUAAAGAAAGCUUAACGAUGGUCCCAGAAGCAAAGAGGAGAACGGAACCGUUUGGCCGCUUUGUCCGAUCGGCAAUAAAAACCCGCUUGGCCCAAACACACGUAUUUGCCUUAGAGGGUAUAAGCUGCAGGCUUGCAGACAGAAGUCGGGCAAACGUGCGUGGCAAAUACCGAACCGAUUGUGUUGGGAAAGGUGAGGGUCAGGGGUUUUAAUAAGCGAUUACAGGCUUGGGAGAAAAGCGGGUAUUUCCACACGGAAAGUUCAUUUUGUCAGCACCGAGCGCUAGGCGAGAGCGGCAGCGCACGUGCUUUGUCUGCCUCGAAUUAAUUGUCUAGUUCUAGGGUGGUAUCUGUACGCGGCACUGUCGGGUUUGAUGGGGUUUAUGACGCAGUCUCUCACUUGUCAACGUUUGUUUUCCUCUCCCGUACGGUAGCCCGUGCGACGGAGGGGCGGUGCCAGACUCGGCGAGCGCGGGUACCCGAGCGCGUAUCGGCCGUUGUCCGAGGCACAAAGCAACGCGCUAAACGAAAGAGAACGACAGCUUCUUUUUUCUUAAGCUCUUUCGGUGAUACUUGUCUUAGAUGUUAUUAUCUAUCUGAGAGUUACUUUAGACAAACGCGGACGCCGGACCCGAUGGACUUCCUGCAACGUCAGUGACCGAAACCGACUGCCGUCAGGUUUCUCUCCUCAGCUCUUUUCAAAUUUUUCUUCUUCCGCAGAAUAGCCAGGAGGGGUUCUUACAUGGCGUUUCCCUCAGAUGUAGCGGAGUAUUUGCAGCUUGCUUUCGAACGGGUCGCCUCUCGCGGGUAGCGAGCCACGUAGGUCCGAGCGAGUCUCGGGAGCAGGAGCCACCGUGCGGGUCAGUUACGGGCACCCUGAGCUCAGCCGGAAAUCCCUUCCUUCGUACGGAGGAAGGUCGCCUGAACCCUGGCCGUGCCAGUCAUUUAGCAGAAGACGUGAUUCUCGACCGCAGGAAUCGGACGCGGCGUUCUCGUUCCGGUCGUUUCCCGGAUUCACGGUGAAACGCCUUUCCCUUCCUGUCGCGCGGUCGGUAAGCCCAGAGGUUGCGCGUGAAGCCGGGAGGCUCGCUCCCCGCCCCCCGGUACCUGUUUGCUCUGAAGGUCUGAGAGCGAGGCUACAGGCGAGAUAUUCCCCCACCCUCAGCCACCACCGGUCCCAGGCUAGAAGCGAGGAAAGCGGCAGCUCUGAAAGACCGGCUCGGUCCUGACCGUGGAUCAAUUCUCUCUGUAGCUGUAGGUAGGGCUGAGCAGUACAGGAGUCCAGCACCAGACGUGAGGUAAGUCAGCCUAGACGUACAGCUCGGGGCUGGUGUUUCUUUGAGGACGUAUCUACGUGGGAAGCGUUAUAUUUAUUUUUCUGAUGGGGCGUCUGUAGUUGUCCUGCAUCCUGGUGGCACCUAAGGAACGAAGGGAUCAUUUGGGCUCCUUUAUACCGUCCAGGAGAUGAGGCGACUUUGGCACAAGUCAGAGUCAGGUUAACACGGUAACACGGAUGCCCCGGGGACCAAAAGCAGGGGCAUCGAUCAGUCGGCGGGGUGGUUUUUUUCCCUCGUUAGCACGACCGGCGUACCGGGGCUUGCGCCCCGACUUCCCGAACGCGUUUUGGAACUAUUUUGCUCGGGUAGGUGUUUACCUGCUUUGAAGGCCGUUUAGCUUGAGGGUGACCGGUGGAACGGAGGCUUUAGCGUGAACCGGAGCCAAGGCUCCGGUUAUCGGUCACCUCCGUGGCUCUCAAAGGGGACGCUAUCGGCUCGCCUUCCCGUCGGCAAAGAUGUUUCCAAAGGUGACGUUUGCGGCUACCCGGAGACCGUUUGUCUGUCUGUUUCUAGCCCUAUCGGUUACGGUAUUCUCCUUCCCGAUGAUCUUAGACCUCUGCUGCUGGCAAAACAGCUCGUCCGUUGUUACAGAAAAUCUAGGCUUUGGGUUUAAUUUUAUUUUUUUAGAAAGCCGAGGCUGUGUGGGGUGGGGUCGGUCGGCUGCAGCGUUCACGCUCCAUCGCACGGAAGGAGCCACGGUUGUCCCAAAGGGCAGCCUCUUUGUUUGCAGUAUUCCUUCUUUUUUAUUUUCUGCCUCUCACUAAAAGAUUUACAGAAGUACAAAAGGCCCCUGUUGCAAAUAGGGCGUUCGGAUGUGGAAAAAAUAACCGACACAAAGCACCGUUCCGAAACGCCCGAGACACCUUUGGUUUCGUUUCCUUUUCCUGUGCUUGUCGUGCGGAUUAGUUGGUUACCCUGGUAGGCUCGUUGCUCCGGGGGAAAUGCUGGCCGGGUGAGGCUGUUGCCAGGGACGUGGCACAGAUGGCUGGGGACCGGGAA
Molecule: messenger RNA, 9620 nt
Organism: Apus apus (common swift)
Lineage: Eukaryota; Metazoa; Chordata; Aves; Apodiformes; Apodidae
Gene: ERBB4
Product: erb-b2 receptor tyrosine kinase 4
Exons: 27
Coding region: 25-3900 (1291 amino acids)
Biological process (GO): protein phosphorylation; positive regulation of cell population proliferation; positive regulation of kinase activity
Cellular component (GO): signaling receptor complex; basal plasma membrane
Molecular function (GO): transmembrane receptor protein tyrosine kinase activity; ATP binding; epidermal growth factor receptor binding
Source: RefSeq, a predicted model, not a curated record